Messenger RNA from Lepisosteus oculatus (spotted gar), 1467 nucleotides. RefSeq names its product FSHD region gene 1 (gene frg1). Gene Ontology annotation, cellular component: striated muscle dense body; nucleolus; catalytic step 2 spliceosome. Gene Ontology annotation, molecular function: actin filament binding. NCBI's taxonomy places the organism in Eukaryota, Metazoa, Chordata, Actinopteri, Semionotiformes, Lepisosteidae. The record is from RefSeq and is a predicted model, not a curated record.
AAAAUUUUGCAGUAAAGUUGGACCAGCCUUUAUUUCCAAAAUAGUAAUGGUGUAACAAAUAACAAAUAAAUAGUUUAUUAAAAUAAGUAGGAAGGAAUAGAGAGGAAGACAACUCCCAAAACACAGGGAUAGAGAAAAAGUCAACUUUAAUUACUGCAGCUGUUGUAGAGGCCACAUAACUGCCUUUCUCUGACUAAUGUGUCGACACCUGGGACUGCUUGCUUCUGGUGUCCACCUGCAGUGCUGCUUUGUUCUCUCCUUCCCCGGCCAGUCAUAGUUCACAUGGCUGACGGUUCUGCUUUUAACCCCUUGCCUCCUGCACUGACACAGUAGGUGAUUGAUGAAGACACAAAGACCAAUGAAAGUCCAAGCUACAGAAAUAUAGCAGCGCUAAGACAGGCCAUGGGCAUUUACAAGACAAGCUGGCUCGUAAACGUGUCCUUUCACUGCCUCCCUGCAUUCGCAGAGAUGUUUUCCAGUACCUUGUUAGGUGCUUAUCAAUUAACUAAUCAUAAACACAUAAUGUCACACAGGCAUGUAAUUAGAGAAAUAAUCGCUGCUUAUGCAUUUUAAAAUGCUCACUGCUCAUUAGUUCUCCAGGGUGGUUAGAGAGGAUGACAAGUUGCGAUCAGCACUUUUCAGUGACAGCCAACCAGCGGGGAAUUUUGUUGCUGUGGUGAUGAUAUCACUUUUAAAAUCUGAAGUAUUACCACGAUUCACCGAAUGUGCGUGUAUUUAUGCAGAUACACUGAAAACUCUAUUUUCUGUUUUACUUGGAAACCGGACCCGACUUCUUGCAUGGACAUUGCAUCAUUCAUCAUCACACUCUCAGAGGAUGAGGGUCCUCACCCGCCUGAGCAGUUCACAGCCAUCAAGCUGUCGGAUUCCAGGAUCGCCCUAAAAUCGGGUUACGGCAAGUACCUGGGGAUCAACUCGGAGGGGCUUGUCGUGGGCCGCUCCGAUGCCAUCGGAUCUCGGGAACAGUGGGAACCCGUCUUUCAGGAUGGUAAAAUGGCACUGAUGGCUGCGAAUAGCUGUUUUGUUUCUUAUAAUGACGAAGGCGAUAUAGUAGCGAAGAACAAGGCUGCAGGAGAAGGUGAGAUGAUCAAGUUCCGAUCGUGUGCAGAACGGGAAACCACAAAGAAAGAAGACAUUGCAGAUGAAGACAGAGGAAAUGUCAAGCACUGUGAGAUCAAUUACGUAAAGAAGUUCCAGAGCUUCCAAGAUCGCAAGCUGAGGGUCAACAGUGAUGACAGCAGUUCGCUGAAGAAAGCCAGAGAGGAAGGAAAUUUUCAUGAAACUUUAUUAGAUCGGAGAGCCAAGAUGAAGGCAGACAGAUACUGCAAAUGAAGAUAGAAGAAACAGAUCUUUUUUUCUUUUUUACAUUGAGUGUUGUAAUUUUGUUAACAAUUUGAAGUUCACUCUGAUGAAAAUUUAAAAUUAAAUUUAAUGUUUUAUAAGAAAAGG